Molecule: messenger RNA, 2170 nt
Organism: Sclerotinia trifoliorum
Lineage: Eukaryota; Fungi; Ascomycota; Leotiomycetes; Helotiales; Sclerotiniaceae
Source: the annotation of a GenBank genome assembly
AAAUUUAUGGAAACGAAGGAUUGCUAACAACGUCAGGGAUGAUACCAGCCCACGUUUAUCAUCCUGCAUGAAUGAAUGAUGCAAGAUCUCGUAUCCUAUCACACGAACUCUAUCCGCUCCUACCCCACCAUGACAUCCGAAGAAAUGCAGUACCGGCCAGGUCCAUUUCUAACUAUUUUGCUAUCAUGAUUUCUCUACUAUCUUAAGUCUCGACAAGGUACACAUAUAUUCUGUUCAACAAUGGCUUCUGCAUCUUUAUUCCCGUCUGCUUCUAAGGAAGAACUCGUGAAGGAAUAUGUGGGUAAAUCACUACAUGACGUACCUUGCCCGGCAGUUGUACUUGAUAUAUCGAAGUUGAAGAGGAACUGUACUGCUAUGCUUGAGACAGUAGAGUCUUUACAGUGCGGGUGGAGAGCCCAUAUAAAAACCCAUAAGGUAUAUAUAUUUGGUAGAGUUCUUGCCUCUUGCAUUCACCUCGUCUUCAUCCACAUCAGUAGGGUUGCUGUUGACCAGAGAGCGGUGUCCUAUUGUAUUUGUAAUGCUGUUGUUUGGGUUUGGAACAAGCAUUGACUGGGACCUUUUUCUUUUUAUAAGCACGUUUUCAAUAUUUACACUGACCAAAAUGAAAGACAACCGAAUUGACGAGGUUACAAGUCGGGGAUGGAACUGGACCAGUCAACAUCGUCGUUUCAACGAUAGUAGAGGCUGAAAAUAUUGUCCCUCUACUCCUAGAAUACAAGAAUAAGGGAAGAGCCGUCAACGUGAGUUCACCAUCGCUCACCCACACGUAAAUAUUAUCUUUACACAUACUAGGUACUAUAUAGCUUUCCCCUCACCUCAAGCGCAGUCGACCGAUUAUCAGGGGUUGCUACAGCUCUUGGACCUAAUGGUCUAUCUCUCAUGAUUGAUCACCCAUCCCAGCUUCGCUCUGUUGCCGCCAUUCAUGCCAAGACAAGCAUAGCACCUCUUAUCUUCAUCAAGAUUGACAUGGGAGGCCACAGAGCUGGUGUCAUUCCCAGUACAGACAUCUGCUCUCAACUAAUCGCCUCCGUCAUAUCUCUGGCCAAUCGCAAUGUAUGUAUCCUCCAUGGACUUUACUCGCAUGCCGGACACUCCUAUUCCUCCAACUCUCAAACCGCUGCCCUCGACUAUCUUCGCCAAGAGUUCGAAGCCCUCCUCAUUACCUCUGGAGAAGUACACUCGGCAGCUGGUACUGUAUUUCCUCUCAUGCUUUCUGUAGGGGCUACUCCAACUUCUAGUGCCAUUCGCAACCUCCUCCUCCCGUCCAUUUCCUCCGAAGGAUCGAAUGAAAUUUCAGUUCUAAAGGCUACCAUGAUAGCCAUUCGUGAUGUAGGCUGUGAGAUUGAAAUUCACGCUGGAGUGUAUCCAAUGCUUGACAUGCAGCAAUUAGCUACCCACGCGUUGCCUGAAGAGAUACUUAGCGUAAGCUUUCAUUCCUGCUUUAAUUUAUCAGUACUAUGAACUAACACACGCAAAGUGGUCUUCCGUAGCCAUCACAGUCCUAGCAGAAAUCGCCUCGCUCUACCCUUCCCGAGGCGCGGCAGGCUCUCCCGAGGCCCUCAUCACAGCCGGUUCUCUUGCACUUGGUCGCGAACCAUGUAAGGCUUAUUCCGGCUGGGGAAUCGUCUCACCAUGGAACCGCGAUUCUUUUGCUUUGCCCAACACAGGCCCUGAAGCCUACUCUGGCGUAUGUAUCUCCUCCUUCCCUCUCCAUCCUCAUUUCAAGCUCUUAUCAUCCUCCCGCGAGAAAAGUCAAUGGGUAAAUACUAAAACGAACAUAGUGGCAAAUCUCCCGAAUCUCGCAAGAACACGGCAUUUUGACUAACCCAGGUAAAAACGACUCUGAACUCUCCAUAGGCCAAAAACUCCGUAUCUGGCCUAAUCACGCAUGUAUCGCCGGUGCAGGAUUUGGCUGGUAUUUAAUUGUGGAUGAGACUCGCGAGGGAAAAGAGGAUGAGAUCAUUGAUGUUUGGGUGAGAUGGAGAGGAUGGUAAAACGCAGUUGUUAAGCAAAGAUUAUACAAGAAAGAUGUAUAGCUUUGCCAUGAACUUAAUUGUGCACGUACUAGGUAUUCUACAAUCCAAGGUAUUAUAUCUUAAUCUCAACGCGCAAUUUAAACUCCCCAAACGCCAGGCCAAUUCCAACCUUU